Messenger RNA from Pocillopora verrucosa, 1351 nucleotides. Its product is annotated as dnaJ homolog subfamily B member 6. Gene Ontology annotation, molecular function: Hsp70 protein binding. Lineage: Eukaryota; Metazoa; Cnidaria; Anthozoa; Scleractinia; Pocilloporidae. The record is from RefSeq and is a predicted model, not a curated record.
AGAGGCUACACGUCGGGAAUGUACGAUCUGAAACGAGCUGCUUCAGGAACUUUUCGUCGUACGAGUCGGUGGAAUUGCCUAACUGACAAUUGAAGAAAUUUGCCUCUAGUGAAAGAAGAUGACAGAAUACUACGAUAUUUUAGAAGUUCCAAAGAGUGCAAGCGAACAAGAAAUCAAGAAGGCGUAUCGCAAAUUAGCUCUUAAGUGGCAUCCCGAUAAAAAUCCAGACAACAAGGAAGAGGCAGAAGAAAAAUUCAAAUUGAUAUCAGAGGCGUAUGAUGUUCUAUCAGACAAAGAAAAAAGAAGAACUUAUGACAAGCAUGGCAAGGAAGGUUUAGCAGGUGGUGGUGGAGGAGGAAGGCCGAGUGGUGGAGGAUUUAGCGAUUUCCACACUUUCCAUUUCCGUGAUCCAGAUGAGAUAUUUAGAGAUUUCUUCCGGAAUGAUUCAUCCAUUUUUGAAGAGUUCUUUGGGAGAAACAGAAGCAGAAAUCAAAACAGGAUGAGACCGAGAGACCCUUUUGCAGGCAUCUCCACUUUCGGCUCAAGUUUUGGGUUUAGUGAUGGAUUUGGCAGCGAUCCUUUUGGAUCAAACAGCUUUUCAUCUUUUCAAAGUUUUGGUGGAGGUGGUGGAUUUGGUGGUGGAUUUGGUGGUGGAGGAAAUUUUAAAUCCACCUCCACAUCAACAAAAGUUGUUAAUGGAAAAACUAUCACAACAAAAAAAACUGUUGAAAAUGGAAAAGAAACUGUUGAAGAAUGGGAAGACAACAUCUUAAAGAGAAGAGUGGUGGAUGGAACUUUACAGCUUACAAACUGAGACAUGUUUGCUUAAUACGAGCGUUAACUAUCAGAGUUAUGAAACAGGAGCCGCUGAGAAUUUUUUUUUCGCUGCAUAGAGUAGAAUGACAAGCGAUAAAAUAAAUACCCUUAUGUCCAUUUAAGUUAUUAAACGUAUUGUGAAAUAUUUUUGUAUGGAAAAUGGUAGCAUGCAAGGUAACGAAUCUGUCAAAAUGUGCUUUAUGUUUCUAAACUAGUACUUUUACUCGCAUAGAUGUAUCUGAACAGCUGCCUAAUUUUGAGUCGUUCAAUUGAAAGCUUAUCGUGUAGUACUGUCUGUGAGAGCCCUAAUUUGGUUUUUUGGUCGUGGUUCUCUUUGUAGGAAAUGAGUACUUGGUUGAAAUGACAAUGUUCAUGGCAUUUUGAGGAUAAUUUAGCUCAGCUGAGUAGUAUACAAUUAGCGCUUUUAUUAAGUAGCUAAUUUUGCUUAUAAAAGGAGCAAUCAGUAUCCGUAGUCAGGUAUACGACUCUCUCCUCUGUCAAACUGUAUUUGAACAUUACAAUAUUGAAUACACUA